AGGCGGCCACCCCUUAUAGAGUUACCAUCUACGGGGUGAUCCGGGGCCAUAGGACACCGGUGCUCUCUGCCGAGGCCUCCACAGGGGAACCUCCCAGUUUGGGAGAGGUCACGGUGUCCAAGGUGGGCUGGGAUGCCCUCAAACUCAACUGGACUGCUCCGGAAGGAGCCUAUGAACAGUUUUUCAUUCAGGUGCAGGAGACUGACGCGGAAGAGGCAGCCCAGAACCUCACAGUCCCGGGAGGACUGAGGUCCGUGGACCUGCCUGGGCUCAAAGCAGCCACUCAUUAUAGCGUCACCAUCCAUGGGGUCACGCAGGACUUCAGCACGACUCCUCUCUCUGUUGAAGUCUUGACAGAGGAGGUUCCAGAUCUGGGAAACCUCACAGUGACCGCGGUCCACUGGGAUGGCCUCAGUCUGGACUGGACCGCCCCCGAUGGGAUCUAUGAGCAGUUUAUCAUUGAGAUCCAGGAGGCUGACCAGGCCAAGGAAGCUCACAGUCUCACGGUUCCUGGCAGCCUGCGCUCUGUGGACAUCCCGGGCCUCAGGGCCGGAACUCCUUACACGGCCACCCUGCAUGGCCAGGUCAGAGGCCGCAGCACUCCACCCCUUGUUGUGGAGGCCGUCACAGAGGAGCUCCCCCAGCUGGGGGACUUAACCGUGACCGAGGCUGGCUGGGAUGGCCUCAAACUCAACUGGACCGCAGCUGACCAGGCCUAUGAGCACUUUGUCAUUCAGGUGCAGGAGACCAACAGGAUGGAGGCAGCUCAGAACCUCACGGUUCCCGGCAGCCUGCGGGCUGUGGACGUCCCGGGCCUCAAGGCGGCCACCCCUUAUAGAGUUACCAUCUACGGGGUGAUCCGGGGCCAUAGGACACCGGUGCUCUCUGCCGAGGCCUCCACAGCCACAGGACCUGAAAUUGGAAACUUAACUGUUUCUGACAUAACUCCUGAGAGCUUCAAUCUCUCCUGGACAGCCACCGAUGGGGCCUUCGAGACCUUUACCAUUGAAAUUGUUGAUUCCAAUAGGUUCUUGGAGACGAUGGAAUAUAAUAUCUCUGGUGCUGAACGAACUGCCCACAUCUCAGGGCUACACCCUAAUAAUCAUUUUGUUAUCUACCUCUCGGGACUCGCUCCCAGCAUCCGGACCCAAGUCAUCAGUGCCAUGGCCACCACAGUAGCCGAACCUCUCCUUAGCCACCUCACUAUCUCAAAUGUGACCUGGGCCAGUGUGUCCCUCUCGUGGAAAGCCCAGGAGGCUACCUUUGAUAGCUUUCUUAUAGAAGUUAGGAAUUCUGACCCCCGCCAGGAGACGGUGGUGCAUUCUGUGCCCGCAGCAUCUCGCAGCUCUGUCAUCACCAACCUCAAACCUUCUUCUAAUUACACUGCCCACCUUCACGGGCUGAUGGGCGGGCACCGUGUUCAGACUCUGAUGGCCCAGGCAACCACAGAGCCAGAGCCACAGUUGGGCACGCUAAUCCUUAGCAAUGUUACUCCUGACAGCUUCAACGUGUCCUGGACCGCUCGAGCCGGGCCUUUUGCAAAGAUUGUUGUCAAUGUUAGCGAUUCUCACUCGCUGUAUGAGCCCCAGCAAUUCACGGUCUCAGGAGACACACAGCACGCUCACGUCACGGGCUUGGUGGAGAACACUGGCUAUGACGUUAGCGUGGCAGGGACCACCUCGGCUGGGGACCCCACCAGGCCCCUCACUGCCUUUGUCAUGACAGAGGCCCUGCCCCUUCUGGAAAACCUAACCAUUUCCGACAUUAAUCCCUACGGGUUCACAGUUUCCUGGAUGGCAUCGAAGAAUGCCUUUGACAGCUUCCUAGUAACGGUGGUGGAUUCUGGGAAGCUGCUGGACCCCCAGGAAUUCACACUUUCAGGAACCCAGAGGAAGCUGGAGCUUAGAGGCCUCAUAACUGGCAUUGGCUAUGAGGUUAUGGUCUCUGGCUUCACCCAAGGGCACCAAACCAAGCCCUUGAGGGCUGAGAUUGUUACAGAAGCCGAGCCAGAGGUGGACAACCUUCUGGUUUCAGAUGCCACCCCAGAUGGUUUCCGUCUGUCCUGGACAGCUGAUGAAGGGGUCUUCGACAAUUUUGUUCUCAAAAUCAGAGAUACCAAAAAGCAGUCUGAGCCACUGGAAAUAACACUACUUGCCCCCGAACGAACCAGGGACAUAACUGGUCUCAGAGAGGCCACUGAGUAUGAAAUUGAACUCUAUGGAAUAAGCAGUGGAAAGCGAUCCCAACCAGUCCGAGCCCUAGCAACCACAGCCAUGGGCUCUCCAAAGGAGAUCAGUUUCUCAGACAUCACUGAGGAUUCGGCCACGGUCAGCUGGAUGGCGCCCUCUGCCCAGGUGGAGAGCUUCCGGAUUACCUACGUGCCCAUUGCAGGAGGGACACCGUCAGUGGUAACUGUGGAUGGAACCAAGACUCAGACCAGGCUGCUGAGGCUCUUACCUGGAGCAGAGUACCUUGUCAGCGUCAUCGCCAUGAAGGGCUUCGAGGAAAGCGAACCAGUCUCAGGCUCGUUCAGCACAGCUCUGGAUGGCCCAUCUGGCCUGGUGACAGCCAACAUCAGCGACACAGAAGCCUUGGCCAUGUGGCAGCCAGCCAUUGCCCCCGUGGAUAGUUAUGUCAUCUCCUACACAGGGGAGAAAGUGCCAGAAAUUACACGCACAGUGUCCGGGAACACGGUGGAGUACGCUCUGACCGACCUCGAGCCUGCCACGGAGUACACGCUGAGGAUCUUUGCAGAGAAAGGGCCCCAGAAGAGCUCAGUCAUCACUACCAAGUUCACAACAGACCUUGAUUCUCCAAGAGACUUGACUGCUACUGAGGUUCAGUCAGAAACUGCCCUCCUCACCUGGAGACCCCCCCGAGCAUCUGUCACCGGCUACCUAUUGGUGUAUGAAUCCGUCGAUGGUACAGUCAAGGAAGUCAUUCUGGGUCCAGAAACCACCUCCUAUAGCCUGGCGGAGCUGAGCCCCUCCACCCACUACACGGCCAAGAUCCAGGCAUUGAAUGGGCCCCUGAGGAGCAAGCUGGUCCAGACAGUCUUUACCACAAGUGGACUCCUGUACCCAUUCCCCAGGGACUGCUCCCAAGCAAUGCUGAAUGGAGACACGACCUCUGGCCUCUACACCAUUUACCUGAAUGGUGAUAAGGCCCAGGCUCUGGAAGUCUUCUGCGACAUGACCUCUGAUGGGGGUGGAUGGAUCGUGUUCCUGAGACGCAAGAAUGGACGUGAGGAUUUCUAUCGCAACUGGAAAGCCUAUGCUGCUGGGUUUGGGGACCGCAGAGAAGAAUUCUGGCUUGGGCUGGACAACCUGCACAAAAUCACAGCCCAAGGGCAGUACGAGCUGCGGGUGGACCUGCGCGACCACGGGAAGACCGCGUACGCCGUCUACGACAAGUUCAGCGUGGGGGACGCCAAGACCCGCUACAAGCUGAAGGUGGAGGGUUACAGCGGGACCGCAGGUGACUCCAUGGCUUACCACAACGGCAGAUCCUUCUCCACCUUCGACAAGGACACAGACUCAGCCAUCACCAACUGCGCCCUGUCCUACAAGGGGGCUUUCUGGUACAAGAACUGUCACCGUGUCAACCUGAUGGGGAGGUACGGGGACAACAACCACAGUCAGGGCGUUAACUGGUUCCAUUGGAAGGGCCACGAAUAUUCCAUCCAGUUUGCUGAGAUGAAGUUGAGACCCAGCAACUUCCGAAAUCUCGAAGGCAGGCGCAAGCGGGCAUAAAUUCCAGGAACGACUAACUGGGUGGGAGAGGAGUAGGGCCCAGAGGAAGAAGCAAAUUUUACCAAAGUCUCAGUACAAACCCAUCCAACCAUCAAGCCACACCCGGGCAUUUGGCAGGAGCUAAAGCUGACCGUGGGUCAUCGGGGCGAUGGCAGGAGCGCUGGCCCCACCUACUCUGCAAGUACGUCCUACGCACCAAAGACAACAGUCUCCACAGGUGUCUGCUUGUUGUUUGAAUCGGCAAACAUCUUCCAGUGAUGGUGUCAUGGUGGUUGUCCUUCUCUUGGGUGGCUCUGGGAAUGGGAGAGGGGUAGGCUGUACAGUGGUAGUUUGUGUUAGAACCAGCUGUAUUUUACACAAAGCUGUAUGAGUAUCAUUAUUUUUGUUCGCAAUGAUUCGGUGUGCAUCAUGGGAGGCCGUCCCCCGCCCCUUUUUUUACAUUUCAUGCAACAAAAACCAGAAAAGCAAUACUGUUUCGAUUUUAAGGAUACGAUUAAUAUUAUUAAUAUAAUAAUAAUGACGAUGAAAACUAAGAAUUUUUAAAGAGAGCUUCCUUUCCAAAACACAUCUGGACAGUACCUGAUUGUAUGUUGUUGUUUUUUUUUUUAAUAAAAGCACAAGUACUUUUAAA
This is a messenger RNA of Leptonychotes weddellii (Weddell seal), 4383 nucleotides long. NCBI's taxonomy places the organism in Eukaryota, Metazoa, Chordata, Mammalia, Carnivora, Phocidae. The record is from RefSeq and is a predicted model, not a curated record.